CACACAUACACACACACGCACACACACAUACACACACACAUCAAGAAUAAACCAUCUAAUCUCUCUCUGAUCUGCCGUACUUUAACAUUAUCAUCAAGGAGACAGAUUGUGAAACAGAGUGAACGAUAUUUACCAGAAGAAAAGAAAAGAAAAAAAAACUUCGCGAGAGAAGUUCACACUAGCUGUGAAGAUGAUGCGAGCUCAUAUUGAGGUGAUUCCUUGUAAGAUCUGUGGAGACAAGUCAUCAGGAGUGCACUAUGGGGUCAUCACCUGUGAGGGCUGCAAGGGUUUUUUCCGAAGGAGUCAGUCGUCCAGUGUGCAGUAUUCUUGCUCUAGGCAGAGUAACUGCCUCAUUGACCGUGCCAGCAGGAACCGCUGCCAGAGCUGCCGUCUUAAGAAAUGUGUUGCCCAGGGAAUGAGCCGAGAUGCGGUGAAGUUUGGCCGCAUGUCAAAGCGUCAGAGAGAUUCUCUUUUUGCUGAGGUGGAGAGGCAUCAGCAGCAGCAGCAACAACAGCAGCGUCUCCAGGCAAGUCAAGGUGAGCCUGAGCCUCUGCCUGCCUACAGGCCCAGCAAAGAGUCCCGAGGUCGCCAAGCACAUUUAAUCCAGCCCCUUGUGCCCACCUUCCCUUACUCACUGGACCCAGAGCUCAACUGCCCUUCAGAGGUGCAUCCGUAUCAGGGCAGUGCCACAGGUGAUGCCCAGGCUGCAGCUUUGGCCUACAGAAGUUCUCAAAGGGGUGGAGAGAGCAGCACCUUUUCAACACUGAGAGGCUUUGACUCCAGAAGGUCUACACCAGAGGCCAUCCUGAGCAUUCCAGGAAGUGAAAUGGGAUUACGAGCUUUUGACCCUGAAAGCUUGUUCUGCCCUUACCCUACGUCAACACACAUAGAGGAGCUGUGUGCAAGCAUUUUCCGCUCUCACAGGGAAACGAGUCAGUAUUGUGUGGAGGAGCUGCAGAUCCUUAGGUGGAAGAUCUUCAGCAGGGAGGAGGUUCUUGCCUACCAAAACAAAUCUAUGGAUGAGAUGUGGCAGCUCUGUGCAGUUCGUCUGACAGAUGCGGUACAGUACGUGGUGGAAUUUGCAAAACAUAUUCCUGGCUUCCGUCAGCUUGGUCAGAAUGAUCAAAUUGCCCUUCUCAAGAGUGGUUCAAUGGAAGUAGUUCUGGUCCGCAUGAGUCGGAUAUUUAAUAUGGAAAACAGCACAGUCUUCUUUGAUGGCAAGUUUGCUGGACCUGAACUGUUUAAGUCUCUUGCCUGUGGUGAUUUUAUUGCAUCAGUAUUUGACUUUUCGCACGGUCUUUGUGCUCUGAGGCUGACAGAGCAGCAGGUGGCGUUGUUCAGUGCGCUUGUUCUCAUAAAUGCAGAUCGUCCAUGUCUGGAGGACAGAGACAGAGUGCUGAGAGUGAGAAAAGAUGUGGAACUGGCCUUCACUCACAUCCUACACAGAGACAACCAAGAAAGUUUACUGCACAAGCUGUACCAGAAGGUGGCACUGUUGAAAAACCUGUGUUCGCUGCACAUUGAGAAGCUGCGCUGGUUCCGCCAGUAUUACCCAGUGACUGUGCACUCUCUCUUCCCACCACUUUAUAAAGAGCUGUUCGUCUCAGACACUGAUACACACACAAUGGUCACUCUCUGAACACAUCCACUCAAUCGCACAAUACACAGAAUACACAAUAUGUACUGAAUUUACACUUAUCUUCUGAAGGAGACAACUAUAUUUUUACCAUUCUGAAACUGUUGUCAGAUGGAAGUAUAUUUUUUGUGCAAAUGCUAUUUCGAUAAUGUGAAGUGUUUCUACAAAUAAUAAGCUCCUUAGCUGUUAUUUUUGUUAGUGCCAGCAUUUUGUUAAUCUGAACUUUUCAGCUGUAUAAGGUAGCAUUUAAUAGUUAACAAAUUGUUUUCAUUAACAAAUGGGCAUGAGUGUGUGUGUGAAUGUGAUUACAACAUUUUUUCCCCCUGAUGCUGUUUACGAAAUCUCUGUUGCCUCUAUUCACUGGUAAGACAUUUGAAGGAUCAAUGUUACUCAUUAGAGACUGGAGCAUUGCACUGGAACUGAAUGACCAUCAUGUUAACUUUCCAAAACUAACAUGCUUGGCUUUCCUCUUUCACACACAGUUGUCUUAUUUGCACAUUUAAAAAAGUACUAAAUAUCCUGUACAAUGAUAGUAGUCUUUUUCAGGUUUUAUUUUAGGACUGUAAUCUCAAAAGAUGACUGAAAUAGACCACCAGUUUUGUUAAAGGAUAGAAUAGGAUUUGAGUAGCCAUUAAAGGCCAUUUUCACAUUUACUAAUAAUAACUGGUUAUACACUGCAUUAAUUGAAAUGUUUUGCUUAACAGUAAAUUUUACAUAGUCAGAAUCUUUCCCUUGAAGCCAUUCUUCUAAGUUAGGUAUAUGCAACUGUAAACUUUUCAGUUGUUCUCUGGUUUGAAAAUAGUUGCAUAUAUGAUUUUAAAGAGCAGUUGGUUUUGUUUUUCACAGUUUGGUUCCUUGCAAAUCACUUUUCAGUCAAACGUUACUCAUUAUAAACUACAUCAUGUAUCUAUUUCAUUCUAGGUUUCAGGACAAUUAUUACUAAGGUGCUGAAUAAUUUCAUGCUAUGUGUGAGGUUUUAACAGUUAGAUUCAAGGGUGUAAUUGUAGCUGAGUCCAUAGGCAUAUUAGGACCUUGCUGGACACACAACUGGUGUUUAAACAUGUUAUCACAGGUUGCAAAGAUACAAGUGUUUAAUUAUAUUAGUAGCACUGAUAAGUAUGUAUGAGUGUGACACGUGUAGAUCAAGAAGGCCUGCUGUCUUGCCACUUUUUUUGUAUCACUGAUCUCAAAAUUGUCGCUGAUAUAUUGCUAUAUUACCUUUUCUGACUUUGGUUGAUUAGCUCAUUUAUGGUUUCUUAAUCUAUUUUGUUUUAACUUGUAUUAUGCUAUAAGAAA
Messenger RNA from Hemibagrus wyckioides, 2932 nucleotides. RefSeq names its product RAR-related orphan receptor C (gene rorc). The transcript is spliced from 11 exons. The record is from RefSeq and is a predicted model, not a curated record. Bases 191 to 1639 code for a protein of 482 amino acids. Gene Ontology annotation, molecular function: nuclear receptor activity; RNA polymerase II cis-regulatory region sequence-specific DNA binding; zinc ion binding. NCBI's taxonomy places the organism in Eukaryota, Metazoa, Chordata, Actinopteri, Siluriformes, Bagridae. Gene Ontology annotation, biological process: regulation of transcription by RNA polymerase II. Gene Ontology annotation, cellular component: nucleus.